Molecule: messenger RNA, 684 nt
Organism: Recurvomyces mirabilis
Lineage: Eukaryota; Fungi; Ascomycota; Dothideomycetes; Mycosphaerellales; Teratosphaeriaceae
Exons: 2
Coding region: 1-684 (227 amino acids)
Source: RefSeq, a predicted model, not a curated record
AUGGCCAUCAAACUCCCAAGCAACGUACAUGUCUCGACCCAUCCAUGUCUGAGGGCGAAGCUCAGCCAACUACGAUCCUCGUCAACCAAUGCUGCGGAUACGAAGCGUUUGGUGCACGAGAUAUCGACCAUAGUGAGCUGUGAAGCACUGGCACAUGGCUUCACAACGGAACAAGUAGGAAGUGACGUGUCACCCCUCGGCUAUGAGUUCACAGUGGAAGACAUCUCGCCUUCACACAUCAGCCUCGUCCCAAUCCUUCGAUCAGGCUUGAGCAUGCUCGAUGCCGUCCAGUCUCUCCUGCCAGCUCCCGUGACAGUCCACCACCUAGGGAUGUACCGGGACAAGAGCACGCUGCAAGCGGUCGAGUACUACAAUAACCUUCCACCAUACCGCACUGCCGACGAUACAGGAGGCAUGGAUCUGGCAAUCAUCGUGGACCCCAUCAUCGCUACUGGGUCGACAGUAUGUGCUGCUAUUGAUACAUUGAAAGACUGGGGUGUGCCACGUAUCAUAUGUCUGGCCGUAUUAGCCAGUGAAGAGGGCUUGAAGAGGGCUGCUGAGCUCUGGCCGAAAGGAGUGGAGAUAUGGGUUGCUGGUAUGGAUGCUGAGACUGACGAGAAAGGCAUGAUUAAACCUGGUCUGGGCGAUAUUGGAGAUCGAUUAUACUUGACAAUGGGCAAAUAA